CUACCCACAAAAUGGAGCGCUACUUGAGCCGCCGCGAAAGUGGCUUCCACAUCCAGCGGAGCGACGACAACUUGGUGAUGCGGCGGAUCUACAGCUCGAUGGGCAUGUUCAAUAGCUACCACGCCAACUGCAAACCCACGGAGGCUGGACGCACGGGGGCCAUCUUCAAUCUGGAGUUUAAUGCGGAUGGCAACGUGGUGGUGGCCGCCACCGAGAGGAAGUGCGUCCUCGUCUUUGACGCCAUCACACAGAAGGAGAUCUUCAAGGUCCCAGACGCCCACACGGAUAGUGUGAAUUGUAUAAAAUUUUUCGACGAACGCCUCUUUGCCACGGGCUCCGAUGACUUCACCGUGGCCCUGUGGGAUCUGCGGAACAUGAAGCAGAAGCUGCGCGUCUUGCAUGGCCACUCCAACUGGGUGAAGAACAUCGAGUACUCCUCCAAGGACAAACUACUCGUGAGCUCCGGCUUCGAUGGCAGCAUCUUCACCUGGGACAUCAACUCGCAGACGGAGCAGGGCCUAAUCUCGCAGCGCGUCUUCCAUGCCAGCGGUUUGAUGCGCUGCCGGAUUUCGCCCACGGGCGAUAAGUUGGUGCUCUGCACCAGCGGUGGCUACAUCAUGAUCAUCCACCACCUGGACCUCACCACGCUGCACAAGGAUCUGUGCGGAUUUAGGCCUGGAAUCUACCGACUCAUGCAGCUGGGCGAACAGUACAUCCCCCAGGCGGCCAAGUACGACCAUGUCUUCUCCAAGCGGCAGAAGAAGAACCGCGUGGAGCUGGUCACCGACUUCCCAGAGCAAAACGAUGCCGAGAUGAUCAUGGCCCUGCAGAUUCACCCGCACUGCCGCUGCAUGCUGACCAGGAACGUCAGCUGCGACGAGCAGAGCGAGUGGACCUGCAUCCACGACAUCAACGAGGAGCCAAUGCGCAGCAGCAGCGAGGAUGAGGAGCAGGAGGAUCUAGAGCCGCAGCCCAAGAGGAAGCGCAGCCGCAGUCAGUUAAAUGAGAGCAGCGCAGGAGAUCAGGAGACAGCCAGACAGCCACGGAGACCCAUGCGUAUGGGCACGGUGCAGGUUUUCCAUCUGGACAAUGCAUCGGGAGCAGGUCGCGGCACUGCCUCGGUGUCCACGCGAACAGACACCUUUAUACCGGACAUCUGGGCGGCGGAGGUGACCGUCCAGGAGCGGGCCAUCCGCCAGAACCGGGCGCGCAACUCCAAUAACCAUGUGAGCGGCUAUAACUUUGUGUACGCCAUUAGCAGCGGAGUGCUGCCGCUGCGACCCUCGGUGGCCAGUCGGUUGAUGGUCAACAGUAGAACGCCGCCGCCCACGGAGGGCAACCAGAGUAGCAGCAGCUCCUCCAGCAGCAGUAGCUCCUCCUCCAGCAGCAGCAGCUCCUCCAGCGACACCACAGUCCGAUUAGAGAUUGGCCAGCGGCUGCGACUGCGUCCCUUUAUGCCCGCGGCGGCCACUUCUAAAGAGAAUGGCCAUUCCAUACUGGUGAAUGCCAAGAAGCUUCUCUACUACGCCGCCGAGACAAACACCAAGCCGGGCUUCAUCAAGGAGCCGGGAUUCUCAGCGGAUGGUCGGAUUGUCUGCUCGCCCUACGGCAAUGGAGUGCGACUCCUCGGCUACAGCGACGAUUGCUGCGACUAUCCCAGAUGCCAGGCCUUCGAGGAGGUGAAACGAGAGCCGCGGAAACUGGUCGAGCUGGCCAAGAUCACCGAGCACCAGGACGUCGUGCUGUGCGCCAAGUUUAGCCCAAGGGAGCCGCUACUGGUGACCGGCUGCAACGGCGGCGAGGUGACCUGGUAUCGACCCAAUCUUUAGACUUCAGCUCUCUGUCACAUAUUGUACAUUUUAUUUUCUAUUUAAGCAUAAUUCGACUUAUGUCAAGUAUAUAUAUUGGCGAAAUACAAGCAACACACACGAUUAUGGUGGACCGAUUAA
Drosophila takahashii is the source of this 1949-nucleotide messenger RNA. Its product is annotated as DDB1- and CUL4-associated factor 10 homolog. Gene Ontology annotation, molecular function: protein binding. Lineage: Eukaryota; Metazoa; Arthropoda; Insecta; Diptera; Drosophilidae. Gene Ontology annotation, cellular component: Cul4-RING E3 ubiquitin ligase complex. The record is from RefSeq and is a predicted model, not a curated record.